Patiria miniata (bat star) is the source of this 1415-nucleotide messenger RNA. Its product is annotated as serine/arginine-rich splicing factor 3-like. The transcript is spliced from 6 exons. Gene Ontology annotation, molecular function: RNA binding. NCBI's taxonomy places the organism in Eukaryota, Metazoa, Echinodermata, Asteroidea, Valvatida, Asterinidae. The record is from RefSeq and is a predicted model, not a curated record. The coding region runs from base 213 to 1013 and encodes 266 amino acids.
UGGCGCACAAAUUGUAGACGGAAACCAGCGACAAUUUGUGUUUGAACUAUCCUUUACAGAAUCGCUGCGCUGGUACUUGGCAAUACGGAAGCGCGUACAUUGAAAGCCAACUCGACAAGCUCGAUGUGUUUUCAAGGGAGGAAAAGAAAAAGUGCAAUUAAACUUUGAGGCUGAAGUAAGCACGCAUUAGAAAACAAACAAAAAUAUAUAACAUGUCUCACUGGCGUGACCACGGCCCGCUGCCCUGCAAGGUCUACGUCGGCAACUUGGGCUCUGGAGCAGCGAAGCACGAGCUGGAGAGAGCGUUUGAAUACUACGGGCCCCUCAUCAAUGUCUGGGUGGCUCGGAACCCGCCUGGCUUCGCUUACGUGGAGUUCCAAGAUCCUCGGGAUGCAGAGGACGCUGUGAGAGGGCUGGAUGGACGGAAAGUUUGUGGGAGGCGUGUCCGAGUAGAGCUGGCAAAGGGGCGGCAGUCAGAUAGACGUUCCCGACGUGACGGCCCACCCCCGCCCACAAUCCGAUCCCGAUACAGCGGAGGAGGAAGAUAUGGUUCCCCAUCCCGCAGGGAUCGAUACAGUAGAUCAAGAAGUCGCAGCUUGGAAAAGAAACACCGCCGUUCCAGCCGCCGUUCGCGUUCCCGGUCCAGAGAUCGACGCUACAGGUCGCGGUCCCACGAGCGCAGGUCCCGCUCACACGAACGCCGGUCCCGCUCUCACGAACGCCGGUCGCGCUCCAGCUCCCGCGGUCGCAGAUCCCGCAGCAGUUCUAGAGACCGGAAGGAAAGAUCAAGAUCGCGGUCAAAGUCACGGUCAAAGUCACGGUCGCGAUCGCACUCCUCCAGCCAUGGCCGCAGCAAAUCGCGGUCGCCGGACCGCAGAAAGGACGAGGACCGAUCGGAUCAUGCGCGAGAACAAGUCGCUGACCGGCAAGACCAACGCAACGGCGACGAGAACAGGGAUUGUUGCAGCGCCGAGAAGGAGGUCGAUGCAUCAGAGGAUGUGCCAGUGGAGUAGCUCAAGUAGAGAGUGAUCCAUUAUUUUAUUAGGGGGUCGCAUGAGAAGGGGAAAGAGAGGGGAGGGUUUACAAUAAGAAAGUAGAUCCAGGAGCAUCCAUUCUGUCUGGUGGGGGUGUAAAUUGAGGGAGGGGAUAUCCAACAUCAAGACAUCCCAAAAUCAAAUUCCUUCAAAUUUUGCACUUGGAAAAUCCCCCAUUCUGAAAAAAAAAUCGCAUCUGCACAUUGAGAUGCAACCAUUUUCAUUUUGAGGGGGGAAAACAGAUUAAUGGGAAUCUGUAAUUGUUACAGUAACGAAAAAGUUAAACCACUUUUUUUUGUCUUGCCUCAAGAUUCAAAUGUUGAAUGGGACUGCACCUUUGUGCCUUUUUAGUUUUGAAAGAAUAAAUGUUCAGAAUUUGUA